GGGUGACCCUUUCUUACUCCACAUAACAUGUUUUCUCAGCUCCUGACUUCCUCUGCGGUUUGUCAGCACUCUCUUUUUAGCCUAAGACUAGUUAGCAAACAAGGGAGGUUGUCAUUUCCUCAUCGUGAAGCUUUGUUCCUCGUGGGGGCUAGAAAUCUCUUUCUAGCUCCAGAUUGUGAAGGCUUCCUGAGUAAGCAGCGUGUCUCCAUCCCCCUCUCUAGGGGCUCUUGGGUGGAUCUUGCACUCUAGAAGGAACAAUGGACCUCUGGCUUUGGUCACUUUACUUCCUGCCAGUAUCAGGGGCCCUGAGGAUCCUCCCAGAAGUAAAGGUAGAGGGAGAGCUGGGCGGAUCAGUUACCAUCAAGUGCCCACUUCCUGAAAUGCAUAUGAGGAUGUAUCUGUGCCGGGAGAUGGUUGGAUCUGGAACAUGUGGUACUGUGGUAUCUACCACCAACUUCAUCAAGGUGGAAUACAAGGGCCGAGUCACUCUGAAGCAAUACCCACGCAAGAAUCUGUUCCUAGUGGAGGUAACACAGCUGACCGAAAGUGACAGCGGAGUCUAUGCCUGUGGAGCGGGCAGGAACACAGACAGGGGGAAGACCCAGAAAGUCACCCUGAAUGUCCACAGUGAAUACGAGCCAUCAUGGGAAGAGCAGCCAAUGUCUGAGACUCCAAAAUGGUUUCAUCUGCCCUAUUUGUUCCAGAUGCCUCCAUAUGCCAGUUCUUCCAAAGUCGUAACCAGAGUUACCACACCAGCUCAAAGGACCAAGUUUCCUCCAGUCCACCACUCCUCCCCCACCACCCAAAUCACCCACCACCCUCGAGUGUCCAGAGCAUCUUCAGUAGUAGGUGACGAGCCCCCAACCUUCCUGCCAUCCACUACAGCCUCAAAGAUCUCAGCUCUGGAGAAGCUGCUCAAGCCUCGGACAGCCAGCUACAACCACCACACCAGGCUGCACAGGCAGAGAACAUUGGACUAUGGCUCACGGUCUGGGAGGGAAGGCCAAGGAUUUCACAUUCUGAUCUCGACCAUCCUGGGUCUUUUCCUGCUGGCACUUCUGGGGCUGGUGGUGAAAAGCGCUGUUGAAAGGAGGAAAGCCCUCUCCAGGCGGGCCCGCCGACUGGCCGUGAUGAUGCGCGUACUGGAGAGCUCCCAGAGGACCCGCGGGUCGCCGCGACCGCGCUCCCAAAACAACAUCUACAGCGCCUGCCCGCGGCGCGCUCGUGGGGCGGACGCUGCAGGCAAGGGAGAGGCCCCCGUUCCAGGCCCCGGAGCGCCGUUGCCCCCCGCCCCGCUGCAGCGUGGCUGUCAUUGCCUGGUACUUCCAGCCAACCUCGUGAGCCAGGCGCCCCAGAUAGGCAAACUUCCUUGUGAGCUUCAGACGCACGACCUUGAGGGCAGCAGGAACCACCAUCCGCUUUUUCUUGUCGUGGGGUGGUGGGACGCCGUCAAACACCUUGAGGCGGUCCGGAGCGGCCUGGCCUCACUUGGUCUCCUGGGGCAGCAAGCCUUGCACCGUCUGCCAGAAGAUGCGACUGGGGGCCGGAAAGUGGAAAGGGCCUCGGGAAGGGUGUCUGAAUCUCCCUGGUUCCAUGCCCCAUCUCUGAAGAGCAGCUGUGAAUAUGUGAGUCUCUACCACCAGCCUGCCGCCAAGAUGGAGGACAAUAAUUCAGAUGACUACAUCAAUGUUCCUGCCUGACAACUCCCCAGCUGUCCCCCGACCCCAGGCUCAGACUGUGGUGCCAAGGAGUCUCAUCUGUCUGCUGAUAUCCAAUACCUGCUUCGUGUGUUCUUAGAGCCCUCAUCACUUCCCAGGCCCCAUCUUGACUCCCAUCCCCGUCUAUCUGUGCCCUGAGCAUGGCUCUGCCCUCAGGUCCUCUUGCACACCUUGGCAGCCUCCUGUAGUUGACAGGUAAGCUGUAGGCAUGCAGAGCAAUUGUCCCAAUGCCACUUGUUUCUUUUCCAAUCUAACAGGCUGUGGGAUUUGCAGAGCAUUUCUUCCAUGUCUUUGACCACAAGGUUGUUGCUGCCCAGACUCUAGACCACAUGGCAUCAGGCUGGGGCAGAGGCAUAGCUAUUGUCUUGGGCAUCCUUCCCAUGCUUGGGUCUUACACAAGUAGAAGGCUGUUGCUCUGAGUUAUGUGGACAUGCCUCAGCCCCGUGGACUAGGCAGGGGUCUAGUAUAAAAACACUCCCGGAAACGCCUUUGCCCUGAUCUAAAAGUUAGCACUUCUAGUGAACCUCUACUUAUCUCAAGUUCUAUGCUAAAGGCAAUUUAUCUUGAUGUGAUGAGGUAUUCUAAAUUUCAGAACCAAGCUUGUUAGCGAGAUAUGCAUAUAUAUCCAUAAACUCUCUUUACUUUGUCUCCAUCACUUGAUGCACGUAAGUGCCCUGACCUCAGCAUCUCUCCUCAAAAAAAAAGGUAUUUGUCAUCUCUUUAUCUUUCUUCCAUAGCCUGACACUGAUGUUUGUGCACUUACCUUAACUUUUAUCUAUUUUAGUCAUCCAAAGCUAUUACAUUUCUUGGCUUUCACAAAUGUUGCCCAUUUCUUAGGCAGUUCCAGACAAUGUGGGGAAGGAAAGCAAUAAGAAAUUCCUGGGUAGCACUUAUGUCAUGGAAGAAGAGAUAUCCCAACUCCUACAUAUACUAUUUGUCUAAGUUUUUGGAACAAGGUCAUAGUCAGACAUUAUAUCUUUAGAUUGAUGUCGACCACAAAGUUCAGCCAGAGCUUGAGGCUAGAUGCCGAGCUUUGCUGCUGGGAAGAAGGCCUCUUCUAGCUAUACUGCACAGUCUCACUGGGCAUUCAUCCAGAAAUAGAGAAGAAAGGCUGCCAGACUUGAGUUGUGUUGUCUUUUAUUAGCAGGGAAUGUCAUCACAGAUUGGAUGGUACAUCCAAGUGCAAUGUCAACAUCAGCAAGGUCAGCUUGACACUCAAGUGGCACAUUAGGGAAGAAUGACUAGGACAAAAAGAAAAGGAGGGCACCAAGGGAAAGGGAUGAUGGGGUGGGUUGGUGAGUGUGGGUGGGAAAUGAAAUGUUUAGUGAGGAUCUGCUUUGUGCUGGGCACUUUAAUCCACAUUUUAUCAUUUGCUUUUCAAACCGAUGCACCUUACCCCCACCCCAAUGCUCUGUCCCUGCAGAUAUCAGAAGACAGUGUGAUUUUCACACUCUAAAGUUCAGUUUUACAUGCCAUCAUCCCUCUCUGUUUUUUAACAAUCCAAAGACAGACCAAAAAAACCACCACAGUUUAUUAAGUACUUACUGAGCACCCAUCCACUGCCCCACAUUGUGGCAAGGAUUGUGAGGGGUAAAGAAGCAUGGGGCACAAUAUUCUGCUGCCUUCAUGUAACUUACAGUCUCACAAAUAAAUAGAACUUCAGUUGAAAUACUGACAUUAAUUAAAUAGAGUUGUAAUAAAUACAGGAAUCUUCUUUGUAGACUCUUCACAGCAUCCAGAGGCACCUUCCCUGACUGUCACUGGGGCUGCUUAAAGAAUGACUUCUUUGACAAUAAUCCUGGGCCAAAAAUGGGACCCAUGGCCAAGGGUAUGAAGUGUCCAGUGAACAGCAUAGGAAGGGAGACUGUUUGAAAUGACACAGGGAAUGAACCAGUGGGGGAAGGGGGGUCCUGAUCUAGACAUUCAGAGCUUGUAGAAUUGCUGCAUCCAGGUCAGAAGAAUGUCCACUUCCCCAAGGGCUUUGGUCAGAGCUGCUUCUAUGUCCAACUAAAGGGAAAAGAGGGUUGAAGGUCAACCAUGUUAGCUAUGAGAAUAGUCUUUCUUCUAACCCGCCAUGGCUGAAAUACACCUGACUCCAAUCCAUGGGAUGGGUCACCUUUGGGAUGGCCUCUGAUGAGCUCACCUGCUUGUCACUUUUCCUCCAUCUACAUGUGUUUGUCUGCUUCAGGGGUGAGGACAAACAGGCUAGUGAGUAUCAGUGGGCAAGGAACAAGGAAAAGGCACAUGGCACGCCUAACAACAGGAACCACAAACUCCAGUAUAAGGUGGAUGUGUCCCACCACCUGAAUCCACUGCACAGGUGAAAUGAGCCCAGGUGGCCAGUCUCCAUCAGAUGUUAUUGCUCUUCACCAUUUAUUUAUAGGCUGAUGCAUCUCUUCCUCAAAUAAAAAGUGAUCAAAAUCA
Molecule: messenger RNA, 4142 nt
Organism: Cercocebus atys (sooty mangabey)
Lineage: Eukaryota; Metazoa; Chordata; Mammalia; Primates; Cercopithecidae
Gene: FCMR
Product: Fas apoptotic inhibitory molecule 3
Exons: 9
Coding region: 258-1700 (480 amino acids)
Cellular component (GO): plasma membrane
Molecular function (GO): transmembrane signaling receptor activity
Source: RefSeq, a predicted model, not a curated record